Molecule: messenger RNA, 4313 nt
Organism: Pezoporus occidentalis (night parrot)
Lineage: Eukaryota; Metazoa; Chordata; Aves; Psittaciformes; Psittacidae
Gene: ASIC4
Product: acid sensing ion channel subunit family member 4
Exons: 10
Coding region: 680-2296 (538 amino acids)
Biological process (GO): sodium ion transmembrane transport
Cellular component (GO): plasma membrane
Molecular function (GO): ligand-gated sodium channel activity
Source: RefSeq, a predicted model, not a curated record
GGCACGGCUCGGCAUCGCACGACCCGGCACUGCUCGGCAUCGCACAAAGCGGCGAGGCACGGCUCGAUUCGGCACGACGCGGCUCGGUUCGGCUCGGCUUGGCACGGGUCGGCACGGCACGGCUCCAGCAGCUCCCGAGCCAUUCAAACAAGUGGCUCCGGCAGCACUUCAUAGCUGGGGCUGGGGAGAGAGGGUGCAGCGCGGCUCCCUGCCCCGGAGGCGCCGGGCCCCUCACACUGCCUCUUUUCUCUGCUGCUCGCUCUUUAUUUGACGAUGAAAUAAUGUUGACAUGUCUUGAAUUAUUAAGUAUUCCCUGGAUUUUAUUAGCACAUGAUGCCUAAAUGCUGCCUGUAUCUGCUGGGGUCUUAACCAGAAAGGAGCGAAGGAGAGAGGCAGAGAGACAGAGCAAGGGAGAGGAGAGAGAGGGGUUUUUGACAGCUGUAUUUGUGCUGAUAAGCGAAGGCACAAGGAGACGAUCGACUAGUGAGACAAGAGGGAAGCGGCGGCUCAGAGCUGCUGAGAGGGGCUGCGCUUCCCUCCCGAGACGGCUCGGCCCUCCCGGCGCCGUGCCGGGGCUUGGGGGGGACCCGAGCCCCCUCCCAGCGCCUGGCAGGGCUCUCGGACAGUGCCCGUGCCGGGGGGCAGCUCGCUGGCUGGGCACGCCGGCGGCGAGGGGCAGAUGCCGAUUGAGAUCGUGUGUAAAAUCAAAUUUGCCGAGGAGGAUGAGAAGCAGAAGGAGAAAGAAGAAGGGGAUAAGGAGAGCCUGAUCGAGGAGCCUGCCCGGCCCCGCUCUCGGGACCUGGCCGCCUUCGCCAGCACCAGCACACUGCACGGCCUGGGACACAUCUGCCGGUCAGGAGGGCUGGGUGUGCGCCAGACCCUCUGGGCGCUCGCUUUCCUCGCCUCGCUCGCCUUCUUCCUCUACCAGGCCACUAAGUCAGCGCUGCUCUACCUGGAGCACCCCCACGUCAUGGCCCUGGAUGAGGAGGCCACGCGUGAGAUGGUCUUCCCCGCCAUCACCAUCUGCAACAUCAAUCGCUACCGGCACUCAGCGCUCACCGAUGCUGACAUCUUCCACUUGGCCAACAUGACCGGGCUGCCCCCCAAGGACCGGGAUGGCCACAAGGCCACGGACCUGCUCUACCCUGACCCCGACAUGGCUGACAUUGUCAACCGCACCGGCCACCAGCUCGAUGAUAUGCUCAAGAGCUGCAACUUCAGCGGCGAGAACUGCUCAUCGCAUGAUUUCACUGUGGUCUACACACGGUAUGGUAAAUGCUACACAUUCAACGGGGACCGGAGGAACCCACGGGUGACCCGCCAAGGUGGCAUGGGCAACGGGCUGGAGAUCAUGCUGGACAUCCAGCAGGAAGAGUACCUGCCCAUCUGGAGAGAGACGAAUGAGACGUCAUUUGAAGCUGGCAUCCGGGUCCAGAUUCACAGCCAGGAUGAGCCACCCUACAUCCAUCAACUGGGCUUUGGUGUCUCGCCCGGCUUCCAGACCUUUGUGUCCUGCCAGGAGCAGCGGCUCACCUACCUGCCGCAGCCAUGGGGGAACUGCCGGGCCAGUGUGCAGGGGGAGCAGACGCUGCCUGGCUACGACACAUACAGCAUUGCUGCCUGCCGCCUGCAGUGUGAGAAGGAGGCCGUCGUGCGGAGCUGCCACUGCCGCAUGGUCCACAUGCCAGGCAAUGAGUCCAUAUGCUCCCCCAACGUGUACAUCGAGUGUGCUGACCACACGCUGGAUGCGGCGGUGGAGGACAGCCAGGAGCGCUGCAGCUGCCCCACGCCAUGCAACCUGACCCGCUAUGGCAAGGAGAUCUCCAUGGUGCGCAUCCCCAACAAGGGCUCAGCGCGCUACCUCGCCCGCAAGUACAACAAGAAUGAGACCUACAUCCGGGAGAACUUUCUGGUGCUGGACAUCUUCUUUGAGGCACUCAACUAUGAGGCCAUUGAGCAGAAGAAAGCCUACGACCUUGCUGGGCUUCUCGGGGACAUCGGGGGACAGAUGGGCCUGUUCAUUGGUGCCAGCAUCCUCACCAUCCUGGAGAUCCUGGACUAUGUCUAUGAGGUGAUCCGGGACAGGGUGAGCCGAGUCCUGCGACGCUCCAAGCCACCCCUGAAGAAGCCCUCAGGCAGCAUUGCCACACUGGGACUGGAGGAGCUCAAGGACCAGAGCCCCUGUGAGACGCUGGGCCGACACGUGGAGGGUGCCUACAACACGGGCAUCCUGCCCAACCACCACCACCGCCACCACUACCCUCACCAGGGCAUCUUCGAGGACUUCGCCUGCUAGGCCAGCUCGGGACGGGGGGGGCAGACCCCUGGACCCUCCUCCCCACCUCCUGCAUGGAGAGGGACUGCAGCAGCGGGUGCAGCAAGUGCAGGCCCCUGCCUCCCCCACCCCACUGCCAGGACUGGCCCUUGCUGUUCACCCCCGGCGAUGCUGCCAGAGCUGCUGAGGCACUGGCACUGGAGUGAACCCCCCCAGCCCUUUUGCCUGUCCCCUCCACUUGCCCCCAGCACACAGGUCCAGCCCCGCCUCAAGCACAUGGCAUGGAGGGGAAUGGGCACACUGGGACAGAUUGGGAGAGCAGUGGGGUGUAGGGCAGAGGCAGUGCAGAGCAUUCUGGGGUAAGCUGUGGUUCCUGCAGGACCCUCCAAGCCCUUCCCAUCUGGCCCCUCCGGGGUGGGAGUCUCUGCCCUGCGUGGUCUACCCCAGGAGAGAGACGUACCUGAAGCAGCUUUCCCCCUGCCCAGGGACCACACAAUUCCCCCCUCUCUUCCUGCAUCAGGGCAGAGCGGCAUUGCAGGGCAUGUCUCUGAGCAGCACAGUCCCCCCCGGCCAGCCCAGGGACACCCCACCUGCAGCCACACCUGCACGGCACCACCACUGUGACACCCUCAAACACCUGCCCGCCCUCCCCAACUUCCUGCAGCCUGCCACAGCUGCAGCCCUCGUUGCAGUUCCCAUCCAGACCCCUGCACUGUGACUGCCACCUCCCCACCCCACCCCCCAGUGUUGGCCCCUGGUAACCUCCAGUCAUUGCAGCACUGCAAACCUACUGCCCACCCCUCUCCUGCCCCAGCCCACUGUACCCCCAGCCCACCCGUCCUCUCCUCACCCAGGUAUUGGCCAAAGCGGCUCAUCCCUUGAUGCAGCCACCAGGCCCACCCAGGUGAUGGGGGGGGGGGGGGUCCUGCCCUUGCUCCCCUGCCUGUCGCUCCUCUCUUGCACUGUGCACGUACCCCCUGCCACUUUCCCACCCCCAGGUGCUGAGCACCCGCUGUGCCUCCCCAAGACUGUACACGGUUAGGAGGGUGCCCCGUGCCCAGCACUGCCCAGACAGCCCCAGCCCAACCCACUGGCCAGAGCCUUGGCCAGGACCAGCACCUGCAGCUCCUGCCUGCCCAGAAAUGGCAGGACCCAUGGCAGGACCCACAACGCUCCCUCUGUCCUGUUGGACAUUGCCUCUUCCCCCUCCACUGUAGCAGACACCAGCGCAGGACAAACUGCCCCAAAAUAUCUCAGGAGGGGGGGCAGGCUGGCAAAGCCCCCCUCAAUACACAUACACAGCAUAGAGGGGGACCCCAGGGCAGGAAUUUGGGACCUCUGGGGGAAGCUGGGUUUGAGCCAGGCUUCCCCCGGCCCUGCCAGUUUGGUAGCCAUCCCCAGUGCCCGCAGAUGGAACACGGCCAUGCCAUGCUGUGGCCAAAGCCAUACACGCAGAAGCUGUUGUCCUUGCAUCCUCUAAUGCCCCACAUGUGGAAGAUGCAGGACAAGGACCUGGUGAUGUGCCUAGCAGCUCUGGUUCUGGGUACGCACAGCCCAACAUUCCCCCCCAGAUAUGAAUCCAUUUGGAAACAUGUUCCCCAUCAGUGCAAACAGCUGGUUGUGUUGUGUCCCAUGUCCCCCUGCAUGGGGAGAAAAACAGCAAGCCUUCUGACAAGGCAGGCACAGUGGUGCUCUCUGGAAACCCUCUCCAGAGCACCCUGUGUCAGCUCCCCACAAGGUGCUCCCACAUCUGCACAUAGGAGUGUCCCAAGAGGGGUACCAUGCAUUAACCCACGGAUGUGCCACGACCAUGCCAGGCAGCCCUACACCAAGGUGUCUUGCAGAGGGCAGGGGGGUGCAGGAUGUGGCUGCCUUCCUGUCAGCGGGAGCAGUAAGCCCUGAGCGGGAAGCACGGGCACGGGCACCACAGCAGGAGGGCCGACGCGAAUGUCCUCGUGCUGGUGAAUGUGAGAGAUGUGCACCACUGUUUUGUACAUGUACAAAUGCUCCCUAAUAAAGAGGCACAAGUAGAUCUGGA